Messenger RNA from Dermacentor andersoni, 657 nucleotides. RefSeq lists its product as uncharacterized. Gene Ontology annotation, molecular function: amine binding. The record is from RefSeq and is a predicted model, not a curated record. Lineage: Eukaryota; Metazoa; Arthropoda; Arachnida; Ixodida; Ixodidae. Gene Ontology annotation, biological process: symbiont-mediated perturbation of host defenses.
GCUGUGUUGUCAGUACAAUCAAUUUGAAAGUUUCUAUUCUGAAACUUCAGAUCUUGGCUAUGGAUCAGUUUGCCGUGGCCGUAAAGGACGUAAAUCAGGACCCAAUGCUGAAAUGUCUGACAGCGACUCGCAUCGACCUCGACCUUGACGUCCCGUCAGCGGCCUUCCUGUGGUCAUUCAACAGAAAUGAAAGCGCUACAAGAAAGAACGCUACGCUCCAUUUCACAAAAGGGCCAUCAAUCGACACUGCCAACGUAGUGGUGGACACUGACACCGCUCAUCCGGAUGUUGUUCGUUACCUCUACGUCGACCGCGCUGUGACGUGCGCCAUCAUGGAAUUGCGCUACUUUGGCUAUCAAUGUACGCUGUGGGUUCGUAACACGACCAAGAACUCUGUUCCGAAGAAAUGUUUUAAGGCGCACGCCAAACUGUGCGCAAACGGUGUUUCGCUGUAUGACAAAAAUACCUGCGGAGACUUUUAAGCGUGGAGAAAUAAUGAAAAAAUAGCGAAAAAAACAAGCAAACAUCGUACCCAUGUUCAAAAUGUCAGCAGCGUGAGAAUGAAUUCCAAAAUAAACAAAAAUGUGUCAAGUGGGCGGACGAGUCAUCGUCCUUUUUCAUAUUGCUGUUCAUGUGAACAGGAUUGCGGAUAGGAGA